AUGAAGCUCCUCGCCUUGGCCAGUUUGGCUUCUGUAGCCAUCGCUACCAAAACGCCUCCCAGUUCACUUGACACUGCAAAUCCAGAUUCAAUCCGAGAUGUAGCAGGCACCCUCGCCUUCGAUGCCAUGAAGUACUACAGCGGCAACACAUCAUCAGUACCCAAAGAUCUCGGCGACCUUCAAGAUCCAUACUACUGGUGGGUAGCUGGUGCCCUAUGGGGUGUCAUGCUCGACUAUUACCACCUUACCGGAGAUUACAGUUACAAUGAUGUUGUCAUCCAGGCUCUUCUGGGUCCUACAAAUCUCGGCGCUGGUAAGGACUACAUGCCUGCAGAGCAUGCCGACGAGGAGGGUAACGAUGAUCUCUUCUUCUGGGGCUCAGCCGUCCUCUCCGCUGCUGAGCGAAACUUCCCUCAGCCCAACAAGAACCUCCCAUCAUGGCUCGAUAUCAGCAUCAACGUAUUCAACGAGCUUGCGGGCCGCUGGAAUACAACAGCUUGUGGCGGUGGUCUCUUGUGGCAGAUCUACCCAAGUAACCCGAAUGGCAUGACAUACAAAAACUCAGUCAGCAAUGGCGGUUUCUUCCAACUCGCAGCACGUUUAGCUCGUAUCACUGGCGACAACAAAUAUCUCGACUGGGCUCUCAAGAUCUGGGACUGGUCCUGGGAAGUCGGCUUCAUUGAUCACCGCAAUUAUCACGUCUAUGACGGAGCCAGUGUAGAAGACAACUGCCAGAAGACAACAUACCAUUCUUUUACUUAUACCAGCGGUAUAUAUCUUUACGGCGCGGCGGUUCUCGCCAACUACACCGAGAAGCCAGAAUGGGUCGAUCGCUCAAAGCGUCUCUUAGAGGGCACCGAUUGGUUCUUUUCGCCAUUUCCCAACGCGACCAAUGUCAUGUACGAAGCUGCUUGCGAGACUGUCAACACAUGCAACGACGACAUGUCCACCUUCAAGGGUUAUCUAGCACGAUUCAUGUACCUGUCUAUUCAGAUGCAGCCCGCUCUGAAGGAGCAUGUCCAUGCUCAUCUUCUCCCAUCGGCCAAGGCUGCUGUCCAAACAUGCACAGGAGGGAAGUCUGGCCGUGAGUGUGGUAUGCGAUGGUACAACUCCGGUUUUGAUGGCAAUCCCGGUCUCGGGCAGCAAAUGUGUGCGCUUGAAGCUGUUCAGGGCCUGCUGCUCAGUGAUGCUCCUGCGCCGCUCAAGGGCGAUGAUGUCAAGGUCGUCCGCAGCACAGACUGGGCUGCCAUGGAAAAGGACGAUUCCAAAAUCAAGAGUACACCAACAUCCUCGUCAGAGACAUCAUCAGCAACUGCAGCUCAGCCUACAAAGAGUGAGGAUGCUGCUAGCAUCCCCCGGGCCGAUCUCGUUCUGGCUUCGGUCAGUAUCGGAAGUGUCUUGGUGUUCUUGGGAUGGGCCUAA
Fusarium mangiferae is the source of this 1422-nucleotide messenger RNA. RefSeq lists its product as uncharacterized. Bases 1 to 1422 code for a protein of 473 amino acids. Gene Ontology annotation, molecular function: mannan endo-1,6-alpha-mannosidase activity. Gene Ontology annotation, biological process: fungal-type cell wall biogenesis; carbohydrate catabolic process. The transcript has 2 exons. The record is from RefSeq and is a predicted model, not a curated record. Lineage: Eukaryota; Fungi; Ascomycota; Sordariomycetes; Hypocreales; Nectriaceae.